AUGGACAAAGAGCAGAGGCAGGACAAGGAUAAGCGACGGGCUGUGCCGAAGUUUGGAUCCUUCAAGCCGAAUCCCACCCCUGAGCCCGCGCCCACGGCUCGGCAAACAGAGGAAGAAAUCCAAUCCUACAAAGACCGCCAAGGCCGGGCCGACAAGGAUAGUCGCAGCCGUGACCGUGGCCGUGACCGCCGAGAGGCGGACCGUGGGCACCGGCGUUCCAGCCGAGAGCGGGGUCGGGAUCGCGAGAGGCAUCGGAGUCGGGGGGACCCUGAGAGGGAUCGUGAAAGGGAUCGCGAGAGGGAGCGAAAGAGGGAAAAGGACAGCGAACGAGGGCGCCAUCGCUCCCCCGUCCUGAGCAGCAACGACCUCUUCGUCAUGGACAAGCGCGGCGACCCUCUCAUCGUGCAGUACGGGAGCAAUGACCGCUCGCAGGUGCCGGUCUACCACCGCUUCGGCGGCGGCCGAGUCAUCGGUUCCCCCGGCUUCCUGAUCAUCCACCGCGACGGCGUCCGGGAACAGUUCAGUAUCCGGCUCCCGGGCGAAGGCAGCGGCAGCGGCUCCGCCUUCCGCGACAAGGCCCUCGUCGCGGCUGCCGCCCGCCUCCAUCCCAGGCGCAUCAAACCGGAGCCGGAACCGGCUCAUUCAGCACGACCACCAUCAGAGGCCUUCAUCCCACUAUCCCCACCGCGCAAACGGAAACGCCACCACAACGGCCACGAUGAGGACGGCACCCACCCACCAUCACCACCAGACUACCGCUCCACCUACGGCAAAGCCCGGCAGGACAACCUUCCCUCCGACUCGGACUCGGACUCGGACUCGGACUCCUCCCCGUCGCGUUCCCCGUCCCCCGAACCGGAACCCGACCUCCCGGGCCCCAGAGCCCGCGCGGCCGACCUCUCCCGCCGCGUCAAAACCCACCCCUCCGACAUCCCCGCUUGGCUGGAACUCGUCGCUCUGCAGGACAGCCUCUUCGCCUCUGCCUCUUCCUCUUUCUCUUCCCCUUCUUCCCCUUCUUCCGCGAUCCCGGACAUUCUCGGGGGCCGAACCGCCGAAGAGGCCCGUUCCCUUGCCGAGCUGAAGCUGUCGCUCUACCAGGAAGCCCUGCCCCAUGCCGUCUCCCCGCAGGACAGGGAGACGCUCCUGCUGGGGAUGAUGCGGGAGGGGGCCAGGGUCUGGGAGGAGGGGGUGUUGAAGAAGAAGUGGGAGGAGGUCGGCUCUCCGGAUGCCGGGUUCGGUCUGUGGAAGGCGCGGUUGAACUACGAGACUGGGAGGGUCGCCGGGUUCGCGGUGGAGCAGGUCAGGGACAUGAUCGUGGGGAAGCUGAAGGCGCUGGGGCGGGAGCUGGAGCGGGUUGCCGCCGCCGGCCGGGAGGGCGAGGAGGAGCUCUGUCGGCAGGUUGUCUAUGUCUUUUUGAGGCUGACGCGGCUGCUGCACGACGCCGGGUUCGCCGAGCUGGCCGUGGCCGCGUGGCAGGCGCUGUUGGAGAUGACCUUCUGCCGGCCGCCUGCGGAGUAUGCUGCCGAGGCCGCGCUGACCUCGUUUGCCGACUUUUGGGAGGGAGAGGUCGCUCGGAUAGGCGAGGACGGCGCCAGAGGGUGGCGGCACUUUGUCGAGGCGGGAGAAGGCAUGGUUGAUCCGCCCGAGCCGAAGAGUGAUAAGCCGAGCGUGGUGCGCGGGACGAUGGAUCCCUUGAAAGCUUGGGCUCUGAUGGAGAAGCAAGGGGCCGAGAAGGCGCGCAUGCCGGCCAGGACGCUGGACGAAGGGACCGAGGAUGACCCGUUCAGGGUAGUCCUGUUUUCGGAUAUCAAGGAAUUUCUGGUCUGGUUUCCCUCACCCGUUGUCCCGCAAGUCAAACCUCUACUGGCCGAUGCCUUUCUGGUCUUUUGCGGGCUCCCACCGGCAGGCCUAUCCGGGGAGCCAUUCCUCGCCCUCUUGCGUGACCCGUUCGUUGCCGCGACGGGCCAGGGGCUCGAUCUCGGCUUGGGAAAAGAGGAGGCUGGGACGACAACACGGGAUCUUACGCGGCACGGCCCCGAGUUUAUACAGCACGGCGGCAGCCUAGCCAUAUCAGCUCAGCUUCUGUUUUGUAAGAGCUCCAAAUUCCGAUACCUGGACGAGUGGUCGAGAAUAUAUGAGGCGGCAGACAAGCAGGUGGACCUCUCUUGGGUCCUCCGCACCAUCGGGUAUCUGGUCAGAGACUGCGGAAUGGAGGCGCUCGCCACGUACUAUUUGGCGAUGGAAUGGUUGAACGACGACUCAGCCCGAGCGAGGAAGGUCGCCAAGGGUUUGCUGAAGCAGUAUAGCUCCAAUAUCCAGUUGUACAAUGCCUACGCUCUGGUCGAGUGGGCGAACGGCAACGCCGAGGUCUCUCACAAAGUCUUCUCAUCGGCGACGGGGCUGGUACAGCCACUCUCAUCCGACGGCCAGCUGCUAUGGAACACUUGGGCCUGGACUCACCUCGAGUCUGGUCAGAAAGAUCUGGCGCUCGCUCGUCUCUGUUCGUCAGUUGACAAGGAGUUCCGCGGCCCAAUCCCGUCUCCGGCUCUCCUGCUCACGGCCAAGUCCCAGAUCGCCAGCACCAGAGACUACUCGCUCUCGUCCCGACAACUGGGAACUGCAGCGCAGUAUGCCGAGAGCUUGAUGCUGCUCGAGUACCUCUCUGCCGAGGGCGGAAGCGAGCCGACAUCCGAGACCCAAGGCAACAUCAGUGCCGCGCUCUCCACCAUCCAUGCCUUCUCUCACGAGCUCCAGUCUCGCAACCUCCACGACACCCCGCACCACGAACGCCUCCUCCAAAGCGCCGCCUGCCUACUUUACCACCACGCAACACACGGUCCCUACCGCCCAAGCUACGUGCGCGACCAGCUCCAGACGUUCGUCCACCUCUUCCCGCACAACACCCUCUUCCUCUCGCUCUUCGCCUGGAGCCAGCCGCCGCUGCGCAUCGACGACCCGGUGCGCGCGGUGCUGCGGACGCGGGCGCUGGCGGGGCGGCCGCUGCGGCCGCCGCACGACCGGCUGGGGACGCGGCGGUUCGCGAUCCACCACGAGGCGCGCGCGGGCGCGGGGACGGCGCACUCGGUCCGGGCGGCGUUCGAGGCGGCCCUGGACGACGGCGACGACAACGCGUGCCGGGGCAGCGCCGAGCUGUGGAUCCGCUACCUCCGGUUCUGCUGCUCGCGGAGGGCGGAGCUGGGGCGGGGCCGCGCGAGGGAGGUGUUCUACCGCGCCAUCGGCGCCUGCCCGGGCGCCAAGGAGGUCUACAUGGAGGCCUUUGGGGAGGGCAUGGCGGGGAUGCUGAGCGAGGCGGAGCUGAGGGCCGUGGUCGAGACCAUGGCGGAGAAGGGGCUGAGGGUGCAUGUGGAUCUGGACGACUUCCUGCAGGGCCGGAGGGGGGAGAAAUAG
Thermothelomyces thermophilus ATCC 42464 is the source of this 3408-nucleotide messenger RNA. RefSeq lists its product as uncharacterized. The record is from RefSeq and is a predicted model, not a curated record. Gene Ontology annotation, cellular component: catalytic step 2 spliceosome. The transcript has 4 exons. Gene Ontology annotation, biological process: regulatory ncRNA-mediated post-transcriptional gene silencing; negative regulation of RNA catabolic process. Bases 1 to 3408 code for a protein of 1135 amino acids. Lineage: Eukaryota; Fungi; Ascomycota; Sordariomycetes; Sordariales; Chaetomiaceae.